This is a messenger RNA of Fraxinus pennsylvanica, 1026 nucleotides long. The record is from the annotation of a GenBank genome assembly. Lineage: Eukaryota; Viridiplantae; Streptophyta; Magnoliopsida; Lamiales; Oleaceae.
AUGUCGAUGAGUUGCAGCAUAUUGCAUAAGCACACACCACACAAUUCAGCAAAGCAAAGCCAAGCUUCGCCACCUUCCGCCAUGGCAUUAUCCAUUGCCAUCACCUUAACCAACUCGACCGCCACUGCUUUCACACUUUUACUUCUCUUCUGCAGCUCUUACACCUUUAAGGCUGAGAUCUUCGUAGAGCGGGAUUCAGGAAACAUAACAGAGUCUGACGUUCAUCUUUUAGAAUUCCCUUUAAAUUUAGAAUACUUGGAAGCUGAGUUUUUCUUAUUUGGUGCACUGGGACGUGGCUUGGAAAGCGUGGACCCCAAUCUCACCGGGGGUGGUCCGCGGCCCAUCGGGGCUAGGACUGCCCUACUGAGCUCUAUCAUAAGAAAUAUUAUAUCACAAUUUGCAUUUCAAGAAGUUGGACAUUUGAGGGCAAUUAAGAGUGCUGUCCCCGGAUUUCCCAGGCCACUGCUGAAUUUAAGCGCAGAAUCAUUUGCAACUAUCAUGAACAAUGCAUUUGGACGACCUUUAAGGCCUCCUUUCAAUCCUUAUGCCAAUGACAUCAACUAUCUUCUUGCAUCCUACGUCAUCCCUUACGUUGGUCUCACCGGAUAUGUCGGGACAAAUCCAAACCUCCAGAGCUCUAAAGCCAAAAGACUACUCGCGGGGCUUUUGGGCGUGGAAGCAGGCCAAGACGCGGUCAUAAGAACGCUGCUUUUUGAGCGGUCGUUGGAGAUCGUGGUGCCAUAUGGAAUAACAGUGGCCGAAUUCACUAAUCGGAUAUCGAACCUGAGAAAUAAGCUUGGUGAUGCAGGCGUGAAAGAUGAAGGGCUUAUAGUCAAUCCAUCACAAGGUGCUGAAGGUAGAAUUGCUGGCAAUGUGCUUGUUGGGAACCAAUUCUCCAUUUCAUAUGGCAGAACACCAGAGGAAAUACUCAGAAUUGUGUAUGGAAGUGGAAAUGAAAGUAACCCUGGUGGAUUCUACCCCAAUGGAGCUGAUGGUAAAAUAGCCAAAUCAUAUUUGGCAGUAUAG